AUAAUGUAAACGAUACGUACAUAUGGAAGUUAGCUGCAAUUAAGAAUCCGAAUUACGUCACACUUGAUAAAUUUCAGAAUCAAAUGACAGGAGGACGUCAUUUUCGCGUGUUCAAAGCUUUACAUCAGAAACUAAAAUUUCGUUAUACCAUUGUUAAGCCGUUAGACGUUUUUUACGGGCGAUUAUUGGAAAAUGGAACGUGGACUGAAAUGGUUGGAAAACUUUCAAGAAAGGAAGCAGAUAUGGGAAUUACUCCAUUUUAUGUUACUUUGGAUCGUUUCUUUGUAUUGGAGUAUUCUACAACAAUAGACUUCCAGCACACCGUUUUCAUUGUAAAAGCUCCGGAAAUAUUCACAGACUGGAAAUCUAUCACUGCCCCAUUCUCCUUUAUGUUAUGGAUCCAUAUAUUUCUAACCGUGAUUAUGUAUGGUUUGAUAUUACAUAAAGUACUUCAACGAGAUUUUAUAGCACAGGAUAUGGAAGUAUAUUGGUCAAGAAAUAAGAUCUUCUGGAAUUUAUUUUGCAUUUUUUUGUAUAAAGGAAUAAAUUUGGAUUCAGUGAAGAAGUUCUCGUCCAGAUUUCUGAUAGGAAUAUGGUGUUUGUCUAUCUUGGUUCUAGUAUCAAGUUAUAGCGGAACACUAAUGUCAUUUAUGACGUAUCCUGUGUCUAAACAAGUUCCGAAAACAUUUGAAGAAUUAGCAAAUUCUGUCUUGAGAGGUGAAUAUUCUUUUGGAGUUAACAGUAAAGCAGCAUUAUGGCUAUCCAUUCGU
Molecule: messenger RNA, 770 nt
Organism: Centruroides sculpturatus (bark scorpion)
Lineage: Eukaryota; Metazoa; Arthropoda; Arachnida; Scorpiones; Buthidae
Product: glutamate receptor ionotropic, delta-1-like
Exons: 6
Cellular component (GO): membrane
Molecular function (GO): glutamate-gated receptor activity
Source: RefSeq, a predicted model, not a curated record